Molecule: messenger RNA, 9273 nt
Organism: Schistosoma intercalatum
Lineage: Eukaryota; Metazoa; Platyhelminthes; Trematoda; Strigeidida; Schistosomatidae
Source: the annotation of a GenBank genome assembly
AUAUAAUAUGGAGCGACAUUUGGUUGUGGAAACCGUGUUUAUGCUGAAAUUAUUUCUGUAACUGAAUAUUUCCGUUUUUAUUUCCGUGUAAUUAUGUCUUAAAUACAAUUAUGAGCUUCAAGCGCGUUGUUAGUAGGCAAUAAACUUUUAAAAUAUGUCACAACAAAAAUUAGGAUGUUUAAGUAUUUCGCCUAUUUUGACAAGUUAUAUAUAAUGACAUUGUCAGUAUCUUGUCGCACUAUCUACAGGUUGUGUCAUAUUACGCAUAUAAUUUGUUCAUAGUAGAGAUUUUUGAGUAUCAACCUUUCUAUUUUCCCUCUCUUUUUGAUAAAACGGCAAUAGAACUUCAAAAUAUAUCCGUAAGGUGUACCACAAAAAUAUUUCAACUAAAAGCAGCACUCAAAUGCUUUCGUCCUUAUGUUUGCGUUUCCUGUGGACAGAGUCCGGCUUAUCCUUGAAGUAAAAUGGAAUGUUGCAUACUCAAGUACGUUUUUACUCUGGAUGGUUAACUCUUGAAGCGUUAUUUCUCACUGUGGGUCAAGUUUGCUUUCAAAACCGUGAUUUGUAGCGAGUUCACUUCGAAAGUUUUUGUGUUGGGGUCAAGUUAUUCUCAUCUGAGAUAACACAUUCUGAGGCUUUUUGUAAUUAGACGUAAGUAUUUGCUGGGUUUUAUCAGUUAUCACCUCAUGUUAUCAGGUUUAGUCAAUGAGAAUAAAACCGAAAUUCUAUCUACUUUCAGCAGUUUGGUGGUAGAUAUUUUAAAGCAUUUGUAUGUUGAAAAUAAACUGACUUUUUGCAAAGCUGAUAUAUUUAUUUUCCAGCGAACAUUUGAAGUUUUUUUUGAGAAAAUAAAUUACUGAGUCAGCCUUCAUUCAACAACUUUUGUUGCUGGCUUUUCCUUAGAGCCUUACCAGACUAAGGCGAACAAGGCACAACGUUAUCAUUUAUGUCCAUAGCCCGACACUGCAUUAUAGUAUUAUUAACUUUCUUCAAAUUGUUUAUUGAACCAAAGACUUACAAGUCCGAAUGGUCACUAGAAUCUGAUUACAUUUUAGCUUACACAACACUGUUUUACAUUAGUUGAUGAAAGUUGUUUGUUGAUAUAUUAAGUGAAAAGCUUUUUAACACAUCUUACUUUAAAAUUUCAGCUGCAUUUCGCAAAAGUUGGAUAUUAUUUGUACAGCUUACUAACCAUGUCUAAUUCAAAAUACGAUUAACAAUGUUCGACAAAAUACCAUUAAAACCUUCAGCACAUCUGUUUAUCACAUUCCUAUAGGAUUUUAACUAUAAAGUAUUUGUACGGUAUUGAUGAUAUAAAUGAAAGUUCACUCUGUUACGACUGAAAAACGACACUUUAGAAAUAGGUGCCUUUUUCUCAGUUUUUGAGUCAUUUACAUAACAGUUAUCUGCAACAAUCUUGACAGAAACACUGAGCCAUUUGUUACUGAUAACAAACGGGUAUGUCUACUCUGAGUGUUUUUAAUAAGAAUUCGGUAUCAUUUAGUUUGUUUAAUUUUAAGCAAAUGACAGCUAGAUGGAUACUUGAUUAAUAAUUAUGUACCUUAUGAUUAAAAGAAAAUAAUGUCAAGUAUACAUAAUUUUUGACAGAAGACAAUUAUCUUUCAUCAUAUUGGCUAAUAUAAGUCUAACUGCAACUCAAAACAAACAAAAUCCAAAUUAGACAUAAUUUUUGUAUUCAAAGUGAUUGGUAAAGAAUUUAUUUCUGCCUUGCUGAGAUUUGUAGGGACAAUAUCAGUCAUGUAUUCUGAACCUAAAAUUGACGUUAUGAUUAGCCUAAUGUCUUGCUUUUCAUUCUGUCACAAUUAUAGUUCAGUAGUUUUAAUUGAUAUGUAGCUUUUUCUGUUUUCUCAAUGAAUCUUCGUUAUAUUGAAUGAUAAGUUUAAGUUCUUCAGUUACUUGAAGAUAUCCUACCUCAAUUCGAGACCUCAACUUGCAAAGUUUUAAGUUGUGCAGUUUACUGUUCUCUGAUGGACACAUUAUUUAGCAGAUGGCUAGUUAUAUUAGGAUCUUGGACCACUUUCAUUCUACUAGACUGUAAAUAACUGACAAAAUGCAUUGUAACUGCUUUGCUUAAAUUUUGGAAAGUGGUCAAUUCCAUAACCUGCUGUCAGUAAAUUCUAAGGUCUGUAUGGAACGAUGAAACACCAUAAAACACUUUAAUUUUAUAGCUCUCUACUUAAAACGACACUUUUUAUCACAGUGUAAGCAAGGUACUCUUUGAAAAAUAAAAACUUUUGAAUCUGUAAUUUCUCUGGAAGAUUGUUAAUGUUAAUAACUUGUUUGUCAUAUUUAAUCAGAUUUUUACCUAUGUUCGAUUCAUUGUAAAUCAAUUCAAAAAGUGAUAUUUCACAGAGCUGUAAUUUUAUUGUCAUAAUCACACUAGUGUAGAACAGUGAGUAAGUACAUACAUUUCAUUUACUGAUAUGUAAGUUCGUCUUUUAUGUCAGGAAAUGUGUGACAAAAAUCUUAAGUUCUUCUCCUAUGAUUCCUUAGUUCACAUGUAAAGGAUCAAUUUUACACAUUGCCUUUCUCUUUCAGAUUUUUUGUGUAUGUAUAUUAUGCUUCAAUUCUUAUAAAGAACUGAAGACAAGGCUAUCGAAAAGUGCAGAAGUUUCUAAAUCAAUCCGAUUUUCAUAGAUAUGUCGUAUCUUAAGGAUUUUCCUAUACGUCUUGAAUCGUGGCUAGACGUUUGGGAUGUUGACUCAAUUGAGAACUGUUACUCUGAAUGGAAGUACUUUGCUUACAAUCUUCCUAGUCCCGUUUGGAUGAAAAAAUUUUGCAUCAUUCUUGAGAACGAACAAAGAUUUUAUAUUUUCAACUCAAAACAUGAUUCUUCUUCUUUAUUGUCUCCACCUCAUAUUGGAAUAUCCACCAUCAACGAUACAGCUUAUCAUGCUUUGCAAAAUAUCGCAUAUAAAGCUUUAUCAGAUGACAUUGACAAUAAUAACAUUAAUCAUUACUCUAUCAACAGUAAUACUGACAAUGACGACGACAUAAAGAAAUGUAUCAUAAAGAAGUAUCAUAGAAAUAAUUCACUUCAACGAUGUUUAAUGAAUAAUUCUUUUGAAGAUCUGAAUAAUACAUUACAAUAUCAUCCACUAUACGUUAAUACCACUAGUAAUAAUAAUAAUGAAUUAAUAAAUUCCGAUAAUAAAACGUUAUUGAAAAUUCACAAAUUUCUGCUUCGUAUGAAAAAUCAUUUCUCUCGUCAAACCGAACACACACAAACUCACGUCGAUCCCUCAAUGCUCUCUUCAAACCGAACUUUUAACAGUUUUAUUAGAGAAGAUCAAAUAAACGGUAAUUUUAUGGAUUCAUAUACUGAAAUACCGAAAGUACAAACAUUCUCAUCAUCUCCAUCAAUUUCAGUUAAAUGUAUUCAUUUAUUAAAUGGGAAAAAUAUGUCAAGUGACAAUAUUAAUCAAAAUGAUAUGAAUCAUCUAAGAAGUAUACACAGAAGACAGCGAAAAAUUAAGAGACGACAAAGUCUAAAAUCAUUUAUUCACUAUUCACCUCAAAAGCUUAACAGAAAUAAUAAUUAUAUAUCGAAUCAUUUUGAUACAUUUAAACGAAGUUUAAGUUUUCAACAAAUUAAAUCAAAUAAUAAAAAUAAUAAUCCUAAAUCAACAUUCAUUUCAACUGAUUCAUUAUUGUCAUCUUCAUCAUCAGUGAAUUCCAAUGGAAAUGUUGAACAUUCUAAGAAUAAAUUGAAACAAAAUUCAAUAUUCAUGAUGGAAUCACAAUUUCAACAAGUAUCUCAUAUUUCAUCAGAUAAUAUUUAUUUACCGUUUAGUAAUGAUAAUAAAAAUCCUAAUAAUACAUCCAUACAAACGGAAGAUAAUAAAACCUUUUACAAUCCCAAUAGGGAUAUUUCACUUCAGAACUGUUUAAUUACAAGAAAUUCUCUGUUUCCGAGUACUUCAUCAUUACAAUAUACUGACUUUAAGUAUAAUAACAGUAAAUGUGAUCUUAGUUCAACACUUGUAUAUUCUCUUGCUCAACCUGGUCAAAUCAAUGUUAGCACAAUACAUCAAAGUUUAACUGGUGGUCGUCCAUUUUGUUUUGUUUUUACUGGACCACUUGUACAAAUGCCUUCUAUAGAAAAAAAUGUAUGCUUAGAAGAUAAAACUUUAUUCACUCAUAUAUUUGCUACAGAGAGUUGGGAAUCACGUGCUCGAUGGAUAAAAAGUCUUCGAAGGACAGCAAAACCCAAUUUGGAGAAUGAAUAUCAUCUGGAAAAUUCCUUGAAAUUAUCAAUUUUAGAAGCAAGAAAUAUCCCACCAAAGCGCCGUUACUACUGUGAUAUUUGUUUGGAUCGAACUUUGUAUGCGCGUACUACCAGUAAGACAGCUGUUUCAGGCAUAUUUUGGGCGGAAGAUUUUGAUUUAAAUAAUCUUCCAAAUGUUUCUGUAAUGACAAUCAGUUUAUAUCGAGAAGGUGGGUCAACCAGUAGAGAUUCAAGACGGAUUGGGGCGUCGAGAUUAAGCUUGAAAAAGAACAGAAAAACUCAAAAUCAAUUAAUUGGUUACAUCACAAUACCCGUUACCGAAAUAUCUAGUCGUAGUGACAUUCAGACAUGGUUAACUUUACAACCUCCCAUCGAAAAUUCUUCAAGUCAAGACAAUUUACUCAGUAGUUUCGAUAUAACUUACACAGAUUCUCAACAAUUUGAUAAAUUAAAUUCUGUAAAACUAAAUAAGCUCAAUUCGUCAUCGUUAAACCUAUUGCAUAAUCAUUCUUAUAAUAAUGGAAUAACAGAUCAGACAAAUUUUCCACAAUUACGUAUUCGUGCACGCUAUCAAUCACUUGGUGUAUUACCAUUGUGCAAUUAUUGGCCUUUAAGAACGCUUGUACUAAAUAAUAGUUUAUUGUUAACGAAUUGGUUAGAAUCGUUAUUAAUAUCUGUUAAACUCAAAGAAGAAUUAGCAAAUUCACUGGUUUGUUUACAUGAAAAUAAUAACACCCUGAUUGAGUUUUUGACCAGUUUAGUUGUUCGAGAAGUUUCUGACUUAGAAAAUGAAUCAAUGGCAUUUCGAUCAAAUACAAUGGCAACGAAAGCUGUAGAAUGUUAUGUAAAAUUUGUCGGUUCAUCUUAUCUUCAUCAUUUAUUUCACUUGUUAAUACAACGUGUGCUAACAUGUUUUACACCUUGGGAAGUUGAUCCAGAAAAACUAUCUUCAACUCAAUGUACUGGUGGUUCACUGAAUGCAACUGAUACUGCUGCAUAUGCUUUAUCACCCGGAAAUAUGUUAAAAAACCAUCGAUCAAUAAUAACUGGCACUUUAAUUGGCAAUCAACUAAUGCUGUUAAGAUAUUUUGAUGUUGUUUGGCGAGCUAUUCAAUCCAGUUUGAAUUAUUUCCCAAGUGUACUCAUUCGCUUAUUCAGUUCAUUUCGUGAAGCAUUAGAAACAGUUCGUGGAUCAGAAUUUUGUGAUAAUUUAAUAUCUGGUUGUAUAUUUUUACGACUGAUCUGUCCAGCUUUACUUUCACCUUCCUUGUUUGGUUUAAUCAGUGCAUUUCCCAGUGAACCAGCAUGUCAACGUAACCUCACACUGCUAGCUAAAUCAUUGCAAUCAUUAGCUAAUUUUAGUACAUUCGAUGAUAAAGAACCUUAUAUGAGAUUUUUAAACGGUUAUGUUUCUUAUCAGUUGUCAUUGAUGCGAAUGUUUAUUCGAUCAAUAUCACCAUCUUCACUGAACUCACAUAACAAUGAUAUGAUUCAUAAUGUUGUUACCGGUUCUGUGACAGUUGACAAUAAAAUGUUAUUAUCAUCGCCAACAAACAGUUCACAUCAGGCAAAAAGAUCAACCUUAGUAAAAACACAAAAUAAUGUCAAAGAUACAAUUGAUGAGAAUUGUGAAUUGGCAAAUCUUCAUCUUAUAUUAUCAGAUGUGAUGUUUUCUGAUUCAACAAUAUCUGCUACAAGUAAUGAUGAUACUUUACUAACGGGAACUGUUAAUACCACUACUACUAGUACUACUAGUGCUAUUACAAAUACUGUACUGUUUGGUAAUAACAAUUAUCUGAUAACAGUCAAUCCUACUUGUGAUACAAAUUUUUUAUCGAAUUCUACAACAGUGCUUGGAAAGAGUGCUACUACUUUCCUUAAAACUCUCAAUUCUACUGUUAUGGCCAGUUUACCAAAUGAAUUAUGCACACUUCCAAAAAUACUAGAUGAUAUUUCACGUGCAUUACAAUGCAGUUCAUUAACAAGGUGUUUAAAUUAUGAUAAAAGUGUAUAUUCUGUAAAUAAUAAUGAUACUAAUCAUAACAGUAACCAUUAUAAUAGUAAUAAUACAAAUAAUCUUUUAAAUUCCACUUCUACUAAUAGAUGUCAACAGUCCAACUUUUUAAUCUCUUCAUCAAAUAAUAUAAAAAAUAAUGUUGACAUUACUGAUGUUCAUAGCAGUGAACAAUCAAUCAAUUCAAUUUAUGCUCAUCAUACAAAUUCACAAAUGACUACACCAUAUUAUACAUUACAUUAUAAUCCAGGUUUUCAUAAUCCAUUAUUAAUGGAUAAUCAUAAGAAUUCAAAUGGAUUAUUAAUACCACAAUUGAAACAGUCAACAUCAUUAACUGGUCUACCAUCGGAUAUAUCGAGACCAAAUCCAAAUGAUUAUGAUGAACCAUAUAUAAGUAAUGAUGAAAGUGAUCAUGGAAUAAAUGAUGCUGUUAAUAUUAAUCGUUUGGAUGAUGAAAUAAUCGACAAGAAUAAAAUGAAAGAUAAAAAUAAUGACUAUUCUUUUCAGCAUCAAUCGUCAAUAUCAGUUACUAAAAUUAUGGGACUGGAAAAGUGUAACUAUUCAGAGAAUCAGAAGAAAUAUGAACAGAAAUCAAUUAGUUUAGACAAAUUAAACGAUUUAGAUAAUGAACAUAUCUAUGAUACUGUACCAUUUUCAUCCUCAUCUUCUCGAUCGUCAUCAUCAUCAUUGACAAAAAUAUCGUCUAAGAGUCAGUUAAGUAAUUUCAAUCAGUCAACAUUGAAUAAUUAUGAUCACACACUACACAGUGAUACAUUGGACGUCACUAAACGUCAGUCAGAUAAAAUGAAUCUACUGAAUGUCAGUGAUCAAUCAAUCAUAAAAUCGAAUUCAUACAAAUCUGUAUCAUUAACAAAUAAUAGACUGACAUCCUCUGAAAUUGUUCCAACAAAUGAAACUGAAAAUAAUUCAAGUACAAAUUCUCUGCACAAUAAUAAUAAUAUUAAUAGUAUUUCACCAAGAUUAUUUCCGAGACAAGUUACAACAGCAAAUGUAAUAUUAACUAAACCAAGUAUUAUGUGUUCAUCUAGUGAUUCAACAAAAAUAUCUAAAGUUCAAAGACAAUUUCGAUCAAACAAUAACAGUCGUGAAAAUAUAUUUGAUAGGGAUGUGGAUAACGAUCAAUUCUUUUUCGGUACAUCAACAAAUACUGUUCCAUCGAACUUGCCACAAAAUUAUCGUCAUCAUCAUUUUCCAAGUAAUUUAUCAAAUAAUUAUUCAAAGAACAAUACAUACACUUACAGUAAAAAUAUUUUAUCAUCAGUCUCGACAGAAGAACUGCUUAGCCAAUCAGAUACCACUUCAUAUAAUAUGAUUCAAAUGGAAGAAGAUAGUUCUAAUUAUUCAUUAGCCAAUAAUACAAAUAAUACUACUAAUGCCGCUGAUACUUCUGCCGACAAGAAUAAUAAUAUUAAUAAACAACCGAAAGAAUUAUUCAGUGAAGUAGCUCGCCUACGUUAUGAGUUAUUGUUAUCACGUCAAGAUGCUUUACAAGCAGCUGAUCGAUUGAGUAAACAAGAAACUGAAAUUUAUCAACUUCGUCAAUUAUUAGACCAACUUAUCAAUAAUAAUAAAAUCAAUACUACCACUAAUGGUAAUAAUAAUCAAUCCAUCCAUUUAAAAGUACCAAAAUUAAAUAUUCAUUCUGAUUAUUGUACAAAUUUACAGGGAAAUGAAUUGAAAUCCUAUAGUGAUAAACAGUUAUAUUCACGUAAGCAAGCAGUUCCGAUUACUACUAAUACUACUGGUGUUAAUUGCUUACAGAAUUCAACAAAUAAUAGUAACAAUAACAAUGAUGCCAAUGUUUUACAAACUGUAACUGCUACAUUUAAAGAAUUAGAUGAUGCUAUGGCAAGACUUGAAUUAGAACAAAGUGAACUGCUUCGUGAACAAGCUCGAAUCCGUGCACGAAUCGUUGCUGCACGUCCAAAACAGCUAUCAUCACGUUGCAAACAAUCUAAUUCCAAUUCUCUCUUAUCUCGUUCAACCAAAUCAACUAUUCAUCCAAGACAAUUUGAUUCUUCUUUGUCAAAAAUGCCAAAUAAUUUGGCAAAUCAUGGAUUAUUUAGUCCUAGUGAUCAAAUGAAGUAUACAAAUUCUCCUCGUACAAUUACCAAUAACAAUAUUCAUAAUAUAAAUAAUAAUCAUAACAAAUUACAGCAUGAAAUUGUUGAAGGUAUCCCUAAGAUUUCUUUUUCAUCAGCUCGAACAACUUCACCACAUAUUUAAAGAAUAGAAAGCAUUUAUAUAUAAUGUUUUGUCAGAUGCUUCGUUUUGUUUUUUUUAGGAACCCACCAUGCAUUUCAAUGAGUCUCAACUAUUAUUACCAUGAAUAAAAUGUCUCCAUAUAGUUAUUAGUUGAUUCUUAGAAACGAAAUUGUCAAUUGUUGCCAAUUGUUAGUUUUGUUAACAACUUGCUGUCAAGUGUAUUUGGUUUUAGAGCUUCUUCAUUACUUUUGAAUUAUUACGAAAUUUCAUAAUUUACAAGUAAAUUAUAUGUAAAUCAAUGAUGUAUAUUUCUGUAUGUAGAUAGAGAUGUUACCUUCGUUUUAACUUCAUUUCUGUUCAAUGAAGCACAAAUUAAACUUCUCUUUUGAUGUUCUACAUUAUUUUCUAUCUAAAAAAUAACAAUGUUGAUUCUAUUCAUCUUUCGGUGUUUUAAAUCACAGAUCUAUAAUGUUUUCCAAUGACAUCAAAAAUUAAUGUGAUAUGGUUUUGUCAACUUUAUAUGAAUGUAAAGUUCAACUACUUAUAAGUAGCAGUACAAAUAUGUGAAAAACAUAUUUACAAAGAAUUUAAGUAAUAUCUUAUAGGUAUCGUUAGUUUAUGAAUAUUUAAUUUUGAGAAAGUAAAUUCUCUUAAAUAUUUAAGCAAAUUUUCAAGAAACAUUGUAAUGAUAUUUUAUGUGAAUUCUUGUUAUUUGUACUUUUCUGUAAUGCAAUAAUACAAAAAUAGAGAAUCAUGAAACUAAUAGAUUGUUUUAAAUUUAAAC